This is a messenger RNA of Plasmodium gallinaceum, 579 nucleotides long. RefSeq names its product asparagine-rich protein (gene AARP). Bases 1 to 579 code for a protein of 192 amino acids. NCBI's taxonomy places the organism in Eukaryota, Apicomplexa, Aconoidasida, Haemosporida, Plasmodiidae. The transcript has a single exon. The record is from RefSeq and is a predicted model, not a curated record.
AUGAAUGCAAAUAAUAUUAUUAGUAUACUUAUAGUUUUUAUUUACUAUAUUAACAGUCAACAAAUUUUGAGGAAGAGAAAAUUCCAUAAUAACUCUUACUUAUUGAAUACAGAAGAUAAAAAAUUAAAAAAUAUAAAUAAUUUAAAGAAUAUUGAUUCGCCUAAUCAAAUAGAAUUUGAGUAUAAUGCUACAAAUAGCAAAAAUGAUAAUAUUUUUUCAUUAGAAAAAGAAAAUAAAGGCUCAUUUAUUCUUUUAAGUUCCAAAUUAAAAGAAAAAGAAUCUGACGAUGACGAUGACGAUGGCGAUGAGGAUGAUGAAGACGAUGAUGACGAUGAUGAUGGUGAAAAGGAGAAAGAAAAGGAAAAUGAGGAGAAUGAGAAGGGGAAUGGUAAGGGGGAUGAGAAAGAAUCCCGUUCUAACAACAACAGUAACUCAGUUCCAUACACAGCUCUACCACCACCUCCUCCACCAGUUCCUCCACCUCCACAUCCGAUUCCUCCCAUGACACCUUCAAGUAUUGUUGGAAACGUAGUAUCAAAUGUCGUUACAACAGGUUUAAAAUUGAUUGGUAUUCAUUAA